GAAGGCACAGGACAAAAGGCAAAACAGUGCCAGACAAACAGCCACCCAGACAGGACUCCUCCUAAACCAGGGGCGACCAUGACCUGCUGCGAAGGAUGGACAGCCUGCAAUGGAUUCAGCCUGCUGGUUCUACUUCUGUUCGGAGUAAUUCUCAACGCAAUACCUCUAAUUGUCAACUAUGUGGAUGAAGACCAAUUUUUUGAAAACCCCAUCUCCUGCUUUGAAUGGUGGUUCCCUGGAAUUAUUGGAGCAGGUGUGAUGGCCAUUCCAGCAACAACGAUGUCCUUGGCAGCGAGGAAAAGAGCGUGCUGCAACAACAAAACCGGGAUGUUUCUUUCAUCACUUCUGAAUGCCAUCACAGUCAUCGGAGCUGCAUACUGCCUGCUGGUGUCCAUCCAGGCUCUCGAGGAGGGCCCUCUCAUUUGCAACUCUCAAAGCAACGCAACUUCCAGUUGUGAAUUUUCACUUAAAAACUUAACUACCAAUUACCACGAAUCCUUUGAUCUGCAGUGGUUCUUCGAAGACUCUUGUGUUCCUCCUACAGAUUCCAACAAUCCUUCCAUCACCAACACAACAGCCAGUAACUGGAGAGUACACAACUUGCACUUCAAUUCUAUAGAAAACAAACACAGGAUUAUCCAUGUCUCAGUAUUUUUAGGCCUGCUGCUCGUGGGCAUUCUCGAGAUGCUGUUUGGACUCAGUCAGAUCAUCACUGGCUUCCUUGGCUGUCUGUGUGGAGGAGUCUCUAAGCGAAGAAGCCAAAUCGUGUAGUUUAAUAACAAUAAAAUGGAAAUACUAGCUUAAAUCAUUUGAGAACCUUUAAAAGACAUGCUUUUAGAAGUUCAAUAAUAGAACAUUACCUAGAAAGCUGUGGAUGAGUCAGUUUAGCCCAAAG
Cervus elaphus (red deer) is the source of this 895-nucleotide messenger RNA. RefSeq names its product transmembrane 4 L six family member 20 (gene TM4SF20). Bases 79 to 771 code for a protein of 230 amino acids. The record is from RefSeq and is a predicted model, not a curated record. The transcript has 4 exons. Lineage: Eukaryota; Metazoa; Chordata; Mammalia; Artiodactyla; Cervidae. Gene Ontology annotation, cellular component: membrane.